Molecule: messenger RNA, 962 nt
Organism: Populus euphratica (Euphrates poplar)
Lineage: Eukaryota; Viridiplantae; Streptophyta; Magnoliopsida; Malpighiales; Salicaceae
Product: SWIM zinc finger family protein / mitogen-activated protein kinase kinase kinase (MAPKKK)-like protein
Exons: 1
Coding region: 72-797 (241 amino acids)
Molecular function (GO): ubiquitin protein ligase activity; zinc ion binding
Source: RefSeq, a predicted model, not a curated record
CAGUAACACCUUCCUCUCUUCACAUUUUAAUUUGCAACCCCGCCAAUAUCUUCCUUCCCUUAAUUUCUCUUAUGGAAUCUGUUGGCUCUGAUGGUUCAUCUACAUCCUCACCUGACUCCAACUACCGCCACCGCAACCGUCUUCAUCUACGGCUUAAGCCAAGCCAACCGGUGGCAGACCGCAUUUUUCGAGCCAUCCGUCACCGUCUUCGCCUUCUCCAUCGAUCAGAAGCCAACUUUUUUAUCUUGGGUGCGACAGGGAAUGUCUACACCGUGACCUUAAGUGCAACCCCUACGUGCUCGUGCCCUGAUCGGACAACACCAUGCAAGCAUAUAUUAUUUGUUUUGAUUCGUGUAUUGGGCGUCUCUCUUGAUGAUGCAUGUCUUCGAAGGAGGAAUCUUAGGACUUGCCAGCUUAAUCGCCUGCUUGGGACUCCUACCUUGCCAGAGGCGCUGGCAGGGUCUAGCGUUCGUGAGAGAUUCCAUCAGUUGUUCUUUCAGACAAGGCAUGGUGUUUUGAGACCUCGUGUUGAGGUUGAAGACGGGACAAAGUGUCCGGUUUGUCUUGAAGAGAUGGAGAAGGGAGAGAAGGUGGCGGCUUGUGGAACAUGCAGGAAUGUUAUUCAUGCAGAAUGCUUGAUGAAGUGGAAGAGGAGUAAGGGGAGGAGGGCAGCUAGCUGUGUGAUUUGUCGAGCAAGGUGGAGAGACAGAAAUGAUGAAGAAAGGUAUUUGAAUUUGGCAGCUUAUGUUGGGGAGGAUGAUAUGGCUGAAGAUGGUAUAGGUAUUUGUGUCGGCUAAAUGUCUUCAUGGGCAUUGAUUAGCUAGCUAGGGUUUACCUUCAUCGAUGCUACAUUAAAGAAAGAUCAUUCGAUUUGUAAAUACAAUCAUAGGUUAAUGUUGUUGUAACCAAUAUUGUCUCUAUAACUACAUUUUAACUUGUUUGAAUGCAAUAUAGUAUAAGAA